Messenger RNA from Mercenaria mercenaria, 3970 nucleotides. RefSeq lists its product as uncharacterized. The transcript is spliced from 5 exons. Bases 15 to 971 code for a protein of 318 amino acids. Lineage: Eukaryota; Metazoa; Mollusca; Bivalvia; Venerida; Veneridae. The record is from RefSeq and is a predicted model, not a curated record.
AGUUAAUUUCUACAAUGAAAAAUUGUUGUUUUUUCCUCGUUUCUUUUAUAUGUUUUGUAUUUUUGUCGACAGCGGCCGUGUUAUGUACGACGACUUUUGACGUUAAAGAAUUAAACGCAUGUCCACCGCAGGACUCGAAAUUCCUAACGUUGGUUGAACGUUCCUUAGAACAGUGUGUUGAAGAAUGCGCGCGAAGAAAAAGUUGCGCAGUUGUAGGGUAUAAGCGUGUACUUCGGUUAUGCGAGCUUCAUAUGAAGAGUUCGACGCCGUCUGUUUCUGAUAACCAUUGUAUCAUGAUAAUGCGAGAUGACAUACACGGACUAAAGCAGGAUAGCUGUGGAGAGUGGCAAGUAUUCGAAACAAUUGCCGGAGUUGAACAUUGUACAGUGAAAGAAUGUAAACCACAACCAUACCUCAGAAAUGGGCAGUUCUUGGGAAAUAAAAAUGAAGUUGGUUCAAAGAAAGCCGUCAAGUGUAAUCAUGGAUAUAUCGAAGAGAACAACACUAAAUCUGUAGAGUGCUUGAAAGAAGGAAUCUGGAGCCGCAAUGUAUCAUGCGUUCUUAAAGAAUGCCCCAACGAAAUCGGGAUAAUUGAACUUAAAGAAGAUUUCCGACUAAAGAUUUUUAACAAUAGCAAAAGUCAUGAGAAUGCAUCAAACACAUGUGCAAAUGAACCGAAUGGACAUCUCGUGGUGCUUGAUAAAGAGUGGAAAAUGGAUGCAGUCUCAAACAUUUUGACUUCAUGCUCGGGUUAUGAAGGUAAAAAGGACUUUUGGACAGACGGAAACUGUUUUUCCAAAAAGUGCAACUUUACAGUUGGAGAAAGCAUGCCGACGACGCAAAAAUUCUGGCACAUAAAUAAAUCAGACCAUCAGCAAUGUGUACGUUUGCAGUACGUUGAAGAAGUUGGAGUUUACAGGUGGAACGACACAUCCUGUUCUGCUCAAUACCCUUUUAUAUGCGAAUACUGAAGUUAUCUUCUUGAAUUACUGUGAAAUCAUUAAUAUUCGUGGGGGACUAAUUUUCGUGGAUUUCGUGGUUGAGUCAAUCCACGAAAUUUAAUCCCAACGAACAAGUAAAAUUCCCAUUCAUUUUAUGUUCAAAAGUUGAAAUCCACGAAUUCAUAUCCCCACGAAAUUGCCGUUUUGACCAAAACCACAAAAUUUCAUGCCCACGAAAUUUAAUGAUUUCACGGUAUCAUUAAUACAAUAAUUUGAUAAAGUAUCGAAUCAGUCUAACGUAGAUAUUCAUUUUGAAGUAAUUAAACAAGGAAUUAUUAAUAUUUUCACACAAAAAAACAACAGUUUCUAACAAUGUGAUCCUUACAUUUUAAUUGGAAUUAGAAGAUUAUCAGAAAGAUUAUUUUUAUUCAUAUGAUAUAUACUGAUGUGUAUUCAACUAACUGUCAGUGUGAUACAUUGAAGGGGUAACUUGAAAGCCAUGUCCCGAGAUGGAUACAACAUAAUGCUCACUGAAUUAGCAAAAUUUAAAUAUUUCCCUCGGCUAGAAACAGCAAAUAUAAUGGUUUUGUAAAGUAACCCUGCAACAAAUAUGUUGUCAUAGCGGUACAUUCAUUGCGUACGCAGUAUGUUAAAAUUGUAUAUGGCUGUAGUGGUAGACAUGCUAGGACCCUUGAAGAUUUUCUUUUGUCUGCCUUAAUUUAGAUAAUAUAAUCCUAACUACACUACAUGUUACAGCAUGAGUAAAUGUAUCCAAUAAUAUUUGCCAAGACAGAAAUUUUCGAUAUGCCAUCAGCUGAUCUAUGGGAACAUGGAUGUACCUGUGAAAGAGAUUUUAAGUUAAGCUCAUAGUCAGACAUCAUCAAUAGCUUUAAAUUCGGACGUUCUAUUAAGAAUUUUGCUCCUAUACAGUAUAUCCCAGACAGCUUCAGUUAAUUAAGUGAAUGGCUUUUUGAUCUCAGAUGACCAAGUUUCAAACUUGAACUUAAUUUCAUAAAAUAAUACAUUCUGAACAGGUUUCACUCAUUUCCGGUAGAAAAUGAGACUUUAGAGUACCAACAAGGCUUUUCUGUGACCCGGUGACCUAGUUUAUGUAGGGAUAACGCAUGUUUUUUCGUGUUAUAACAUCUGCAGAAUCCCGAGGGAUUGGUUGGUGCCCGAGCCCAUUAGUGUGAGGGUACCAACGUAUCCCGAGGGAUUCUGCAGAUGUUAUAACACGAAAUAAACAUGCGCUAACGCUAUUCUAGCAUAAAACGCUUAAAAACUGAUAAAUGAAUACAAUGUCACUCAACGUAAUUAAAUUUCCAAGAAAUGCGCGGGAAUGUCUGAGUUGCUUUUUACGUUGACGUCAUUUCGUUUUGAAUUAUCCGAUUUGGGGCCGAAUGACGUUUACGCUUUGCAACGGAACGCGCAUAUAUAAAAAAGUGUUAUAACAGCACGCGAGCGCGAGAAUCUCUCUGUUAACACACGUUUUCUCUCCUGUUAAAACACCCCCGAAAAGUGACAAGAACAGCAGUUUUAUGCUAGAAUAGUCACAAAUAAUUCGCUUUCAAACUUGACCUAUACUUCUUGUAAAUAAACUGUCUGAACAAUAUUCAUUAUCAGAUUAAACAUGUGGAAUCGAGAGUGUUAAGUUUUUAUAUGGUUUCAACUAGUGAAGCUUAUAUUUGACUUCAAUGACUCAAUAUUGAAAUAAUGACCUAGAUUUUAUUUAGACAAAAAAAAUGGCCAGGUUUCAUGUAAUCAUGUAAAUCAACUGCAAAAUCAACAUCUGGUGUGUUAACAAGGAUUUUUUCAUAAUUUGACUUAUUGACCUUGUAUCUGAACCGACACAAUCCAAAUUUGAAUGUGUCUUAGAUUUUCUCAUGACUAGAUUUCAUGUAUUUGUUAAGGUAUCUAUGAUUUGGUCUAAUUUGUAACCCCAGAUAACCAGUUUCAAAUUCUUCCAGGUUGUUAUCGAGGCAAACAUUUUCAUAAUGGAUUGGCGUAAAGAGUGAUAAUUUAAUACUUCAGUAUACAGUGACCUACUUUACUGAAUGGGGCUGUAAGCUUAACUGUAAUUUUAUGACAAGGUUACAGGCUAUUUUAAGUAAUUCUUUAUCUAGUUUGGUCUUAGAACAGCCCCACUUACUUUAUAAAUUCACAUAAGCAGUAGUUCUUGUUAAUAAACAGGUGACUUCCUGGUUUUGCAGACAUGUUUUUGUUGAUGUAUUUGCAAUGCAUUGUGUGUAGUUGCUUAGCUAGAUUUCAUUUACAUUGUUGUGUGAAAUGUCAUUUACAUUGCUUGCAAGAUACUCCCUUAAAAGGAAAUUUGAUUGUAUAAUCAUUUAGAUUAUUCUUUUUUCUUUCUUUUCAUACUAAUAUUUAUUAUGAUCCUUUAAGUGUUAAUAGAAAUAUUGGCUUUUGUUUCCUAACAGUCAGGCAACAGUUCACAGCUUCCACAACUCCACAGUAUUUUGUGUGAAACUUGAUUCACAUUUCUUUGUGUGGAGUUCACAUAUCCUCACAUGUUAGUGUGCGCUUCCACACUUAUUUUUGUGAAGUUUGGGAGGUAUAAAUACUCCACUGUGUUUUCAGGGUUCGCAAUCUUAAAUCUCUGGCCUUGAGCGGCUGUUAUACUUAAUAAUUCUACAGAAAUAUUUAAAGAAGCUUAACAAAUUUUAUACAAAGAUUGUCUCACCUGGUGUGUUUUUAUAGCUGCUGUAUUUUAACUUUUGAUAAGCAUUUUAAACUCUUAACUGAAUAAAACUGCUAUUUUUUAUUGGAUCUUCAUUUAACUGUUGCUCUUUUGUGUGUCAGUUAUCAAAAUUUACCAGAUCUCGAGGCAGGGUUUAAUUAUUAUCAUUAAUGAAGAUUAGUCCUGAUAGGUAAAAUAACUUAUUAUCACACUAUUCUUGUGUACUGUGAAAUGUUUACAGAUUAUUGUGUGUAUUUCUGAAUGAUAUUUGUUGCUGAACAUGAACUGUUUCUGUGGAAAUUCUUAUUUUAAUAAACUUUAGUUUAACUGCUAA